UAAAGUGUUUGCCUGUUGAAUGACCUCAUAGCAACGGUCUGUGAGACAUAUAUAUAAUAUCAAUUACAAAUAUCCUUAGUAUCCGGCGACUUCUCGGUGCAAAUGGAAUCUCAGUUUGAUUUAUAUACUCUUGGCAUUCACGAUUGGUGUGUAUUAACUGUAUUAUUCUUACAAGAUUGUAAACUUUUACGUAGCAUUGCAUUUUAAUUGAUUGCAUCUUAAUAUACAUAUGUAGACAUUUUUUUAAUAUAAAAAAAAAAUAAAUAUGAUAUUCCAAAAGCUUUUAACAAAUGGCAAAAUAAUGAUAAUCGCUACAAUAGUACUUUGUACUAUUGUAACUAUUAAUACUGAAAAUGACGAUGUUAUCAGUAUCAAAAAUUAUACUACUAUCAAUACCGGAAAUGACACUGGAGUUUAUUUCCCGGAUUCUAUACCACUAAUACCAUUGCAUUAUGAUGCCAAUAUAAGAUUUAAUUACGAAACAAAUGACAUUUUGGUGAAUGUAAUAUAACUAUAUAUAUUAAUCGUCAAACGGAAAACAUAUCUAUGCAUCCAGUGAUCUUUGCUAUAUUUAAAAUUAAUUUGUAUAAAGAUCUUGAUAGUGAAACAAUUUAUAUUCCAAAUUAUUCAUUUAUUCAUAAUCAGAGCAUGCUUACGAUUGAUUUUACCAAUAUGCCAGAAUUACCAAAAAUUUUUAACACCUGGAAGAUACACUCUAAUAAUAGCAUAUAUGCGUCACAUAAAUAAUGACAAGAAAUACAUCUCUGCAUUAUCAUUUUUUAAUGAAACUUCGAAUAAUAUGUUAAAUGCGACAGGUAUUGAUGUAAUGACUGCUCAACAACUAUUCCCAUGCUGGGACAAGAUAGCAUUUAAUGCCACCUAUAAAAUUUCCAUCAAGCAUCAUAAAAAUUACACAGCUUUAUCAAAUAUGCCUAUACGAACAACAGAAAAUGACAAACUUGAAUAUGACAUGAUGUGGACACAUUUUGAGAAUUCAUCUUCAAUAUUUAUCGAACAUGUAAAGGUUGUAAUAACUUCAUUCACUAGAAUUCAUACUUUGGUUGUAAGCGAAACGUUUGUCACAUUUUGGGGUAGAAAAACCAUUAUAGGCUAUUUACAUUUAGCGAAAAGAAUUGCUCAACAAGUUCUAUACUUUUUGAAACGUGAAAAAAUUAUAGACAAAUUACCAAAAAUAGACUAUGUUGCAUUUUGGGAUGAUCAACAUAAUACCACUGAGACAUGGGGACUAAUUUUACACAGAGAAGCUGAUAUUAUUCAUGACGAAAACUUAGAUCCCAUUAAGUAUAAAUUGAAAGUGUCAUACUUAAUAACAUAUCAAAUAGUAUCUCUUUGGUAUAGUGAUGUGUUGCUGUGGUCGAAAACAGGUUUUAUUAGAUGGCUUGCAACGUAUAUUUUAUCUCAGAUUUUUCCGGAUUAUGAAAUAAUGAAUUUAUUUAUCAUUGAAACACAAUGGGAAUCUUUUCUCUUUGAUACUCCUUCUAAUGCAAACAAAACGAAUUCACUUAGUUAUCAUGUAGAUCAUCUAAAAUCAUCCAAUAUAUGGCACAUAUUAUACCAGUUUAAUGCUUAUGUGUUUUGGACUGGUAUCCGCACAUAUGUUAAUAGCAAACAAUAUAAUCAAACAAAUGAUAUAUGGCACAUUGUACAAAUUGUUUUACAUACGUAUCUAGAUAGUUCACACAAACAUUUUAUAAAUGAUCUUAUAUCUGUCUGGGUAGCGGGAAAAUAUUAUCCUGUACUACACGUGACACGAUAUAAUUUUAAUAACACGACAAUAUUACCCACAUUCAAUUUCGAUGUUAUUUACGAGGAUACAAAACAUCUUUCAGCAUUCGUGACAUAUACGACAAAAUCAAUCAUGAACUUUCAAGACAUUUAUCCCAAUAAUUCCUUAUGGAUAAUAGCACCAGAAAUCAAAUCAAUAUGGAAAGAGUUGAAUAUAGAUGAUUGGAUUAUAGUCAAUUUACGAAAAACAGGAUAUUAUCGUGUUAAUUAUGAUACUGAAAAUUGGCGUAUACUUGCGCAAUACAUGAAUUCUACGAAAUAUAUCAACAUACAUGUUCUUAAUCGGGCCCAAAUCAUAGAUGAUGCAUUUUACUUCCUCAUACAUAAACAACUUGAUUAUGUUACGUUCUGGAACAUUUCUGAAUUUUUGUCACGAGAAACGAAUUAUGUGGUAUGGUAUCCUAUGUUUAAAGCUUUUGAACAAAUGACUGUUAUGAUUUCAAUUAAAAAUGCUGACAACGUAAUGGAAAAGAUGGAAAAAUUAUUGAGUGGAGUUCUGUAUCGAAUAAAAUACGAACCACAACCACAUGAAAACGUUCUCAUCAAAUGUUUAAGAGAGGAAGCCGUAAAAUGGGCAUGUAUUAUUGGUAACAAAGAAUGCAGACAAGUAGCCAAUAUGCAAAUGACAAGAGAUCUAUAUUCUGAAAGUGCCACUUUUAUAACGCCAUCAUGGGAAGCAUGGAUGUAUUGCAAUGGUUUAGCAUCAGCGAACAAUACCAUUUGGUACAAUGUAUUUAAGAAAUGGACGGAGACAUAUAAACAUACAAUUUUAGAAUACUUAACUUGCUGUACAGAUCCUACACUUAUACAAGUUUAUUUGAGCGCAUUGAAAAACGAGUUUUUCAAAAAAAUAGAUCGCAAUAAGCAUGUUCAAAUAUAUCUUCUUAUUAUUGCGAAGCAUGCAGAAAACGAUAUAGCGUUCAAUUUUGUAUUGCAACAUCUCAAUACUCAUAUAUAUAUGUAUUCAACUUCCAACACGCAAUCUUAUCAAAUUGCAAUAUUUAUUAUUAUUAUUACGCACCAAGAUAAUGUAAAACAAUUUAAAAGGGUGCGUCAAUUCGCGAAAGUUCUUUUAAGAAAAAAACGACUACUUAAUGCUGUUAAAGAAAAAAUAAAAAAACGAAUAGACGAACAUAGAAGACAAGUUAGAACAUAUGGGCUCAUCGGUCUAUUAAAAAAAAAUUAAUUAUUCCUUCUAAUACUGCAAAUUUUUGUUACAGCAGAUAUUUGCCAUUUUUGAUUCACAAUAAAUUAUAAAAAAUUAUUUGAUAACUAUAAAUGCUUUAUACCCAGCAAGAAAUGACUCUUCGAAUUGAUGUCGAGUCGACAUCAAUACGAUGCAAUAUCGAUGAUUUCAACGUCAGACAUCAAUUUGACGUCGAUUGAUAGGUCAUUUCUCGCUGGGAUAGUGAAAAAAGAAUUGGCUCCGAAUUACCUACAAAAUAUGUCUAGGAAUGUAAUGUAAUUUGCAACAAAAUAAUUUUU
Linepithema humile (Argentine ant) is the source of this 3291-nucleotide messenger RNA. Its product is annotated as thyrotropin-releasing hormone-degrading ectoenzyme-like. The record is from RefSeq and is a predicted model, not a curated record. Gene Ontology annotation, molecular function: zinc ion binding; peptide binding; metalloaminopeptidase activity. Gene Ontology annotation, biological process: proteolysis; peptide catabolic process. NCBI's taxonomy places the organism in Eukaryota, Metazoa, Arthropoda, Insecta, Hymenoptera, Formicidae. Gene Ontology annotation, cellular component: cytoplasm.